AUGCACCAGAAGCCGAGGCAGCUGAGCGCGCCGCGCGGUGGCCCUGGCGCAGUGGACAGGCUGCUCAAGAGGGCGAGGCAGCCCCUGGGCAUCAAGGGUAAGAAGCCCUUGAGCGCGUACCUCGUCAGCCCCGACGGGCGCCCGUGCGCGAAGGUCACGCGCACCACCGACCUGGUGGACGGUCAGCUGGUGGCCGUCUCGACGCGGGAGCUGGCCGUCGCGGCGGCAGGCGGCGGCGCGGCAGAGGCGGCUCCCGCGCAGGUGGAGGAGUCCGCCGCCGCCCUGGACGCGGUCCGCACGGCCUACGCGAAGCGCGCAAAGCACGGCGUGCUGGGCGGCGGCGUCUUCGGCGCCUUGUCGCCGCAGGAGGCCCAGGAGGCGAGCGAGCGCCUGCUGGAUCAUACGCGCGAGUACGCGCGGUCGGAGGCGCUGCAGGCCCUGCGGCGGGCCAGGGCCGCGCUGCCAGCCGCGGGCGCCCGCGGGAGAUUGCUGGAGGCGCUGGAGCUCAGCCAGGUGGUCAUCGUGGUGGGGGAGACGGGCUCGGGCAAGACGACCCAGUGUCCCAACUUCAUCCUCGAGGCCGCCGCCGAGGCCGGCCGCGGCGGUGAGGUUGCCGUCGUCUGCACCCAGCCCCGCCGCAUAGCCGCAGUCUCCGUCGCCGAGCGGGUGGCCGAGGAGCGCGGAGAGCAGACGGGGCGCAACGUGGGCUACGCCGUGCGGCUCGACUCCAAAACCUCAAGGGAGACCCGGCUGCUCUUCUGCACCACCGGCGUGUUGCUGCAGCAGCUGAAUGUUUCCCCCGACUUGCACGGGGUCACCCACGUCGUCGUCGACGAGGCGCACGAGCGGAGCCUGCACACGGACUUCCUCCUGGCGCUGCUGCGGGAGGUCCUGCAGCGGCGCGCGGAUUUGCGGGUGGUGGUGAUGUCGGCUACCCUCGAGCAGGGGCUCUUCCAAGAGUACUUCUCGGGUUUCGCCUUCGACCCGAGCGACGACCUGCCG
This is a messenger RNA of Prorocentrum cordatum, 1002 nucleotides long. The record is from the annotation of a GenBank genome assembly. NCBI's taxonomy places the organism in Eukaryota, Dinophyceae, Prorocentrales, Prorocentraceae.